GUUACAAAAAUUAUUAACUAUCUAGUUGUGUGUGUUAUUCUUGUAAACACCAUUAAAGUUACAUGGAUAGAACCAUAGAAGAUUAUAAGGUAUUAAGAAGAUAAGAAUUUUCCGAAGAAAAAAAAAAAGUAGAAAGAAAGCUGAAUCUAUUAACAGCAAGGAAACCAUGAGUAGCGCCGCCUUUAAGGUCGGUGUGUUGGGGAGUGGAAUUUCAGGAGCCGUGUGUGCUUCAACUCUUGCCAGAAAUGGGGUUUCUGUUACUCUCUUUGAGUCAGCUAGAGGCCCUGGUGGACGCAUGUCCCAAAGAAGAGAGAGAACUGAAGAUGGGACGGAGCUGCAUUUUGACCAUGGUGCUCCAUUUUUCUCGGUUAGCAAGUCUGAAGUUUUACAUCUGGUUCAAGAGUGGGAAUCAAGGGGUCUCGUAGCUGAAUGGAAAGAGAAGUUUGCCUCGUUUGAUUUUCACACACUUAAAUUUAACAACAUAGAGCAGGAAGGAUCAAGCAAGAGAUAUGUGGGUGUUCCGGGCAUGAAUUCUAUAUGCAAAGCAUUAUGCAAUGAGAGUGGUGUGGAAAGCAAGUUCGGUGUGGGUAUUGGAAGAAUUGAAUGGUUGCAUGAUGAGAAACUGUGGUCAUUGAUAGGGGUGGAUGGACAAAAUCUUGGUCAAUUUAAGGGGCUUGUUGCAUCAGACAAGAAUAUAGUUUCUCCCAGGGUUGCAGAAGUGACAGGAAGGACGCCACCACUUGAUAUAAAAUUGGUGCCAGAGUUGUCAGAAAAGUUGCUUGAUCUUCCUGUUAAGCCAUGUUUCAUUGUAAUGCUGGCAUUUGCAGAGCCUCUAUCAACGGUUCCAGUCAAAGCCUUUUCUUUUGAAAAUUCUGAAGUUUUAAGCCGGGCUUAUUGUGAUAGCAGCAAGCCAAACCGUUCUACUACAAGUGAAAGAUGGGUUCUUCAUUCUACAGCAGAAUACGCAGAAGAUAUAAUUGCUCAAACUGGACUCAAGAAGCCCUCAGACAUUACACUCAACAAAGUGGCCGAACAGCUUUUGCAAGAAUUUCAAAGCACGGGGCUUAUCACAUCUCAACCAUUUUUCAAGAAAGCCCAUAGAUGGGGGAGUGCAUUUCCUGCUGCUAGUAUUGCCCAAGAGGAAAAAUGUCUUUGGGACAGAAACAAGAGACUAGCUAUCUGUGGAGACUUCUGUGUCAGUCCCAAUGUUGAAGGUGCCAUAGACAGUGCCUUCGCAGCAGCAUUAAGGCUUAAAGAUAGUGUCAGCUCUUUAUAGUUGGAGCAUUACAAUCUGUAGUUCUCCAAACCUUGCAUGUCUUUAUUUCAGUUUUUUCUCCUAGGAAAACGUGUUCAAAAUUUCUUUUAAGACAUUUCUGUAUUACUAAACGCGAACAAAUUUCCCUUCUACGACGAAGCCUUGCACACUACAAAGUAUGAGAAAGAGGUACAGGGUGGUUGCACUUUGCCGUGCCAAGUUUGCAGGAAAAUGGUGAUGAAACCACCUUUGAAAUCAAACAGUGUUGAGUUUAGUCUUAACAGCAAAAAAUAAGGUAAACAUAUGUUAAGUGCACUAGAUGAUGGCCUAAUGUACUGUAAUUCUGAAUUUGUGAUCAUGUUAUUUCCUUUUAGUUAUAACUAAAAUACAUUUCAGAAAGCACCAUGGCUUGACCCAACAAAUAUCAAAAUAUCAUCAUCCCACAUGUAAUGGUUAUUUUCAAAUACAGAUGUGCGUGUGUGCUUGGUUUAUUUA
This is a messenger RNA of Glycine soja, 1750 nucleotides long. Its product is annotated as renalase. Lineage: Eukaryota; Viridiplantae; Streptophyta; Magnoliopsida; Fabales; Fabaceae. The transcript is spliced from 10 exons. The coding region runs from base 167 to 1276 and encodes 369 amino acids. The record is from RefSeq and is a predicted model, not a curated record.